GAUUCAGAGGCAAUCUUAAAUUGUAGUUGUUUCUCUAACGUUUGUGUAACGAACUUACCAUUCACGUCUCUCUCUCUCUCUCUCUCUCUCUCUGCCUUUCUGUCUUUCUCUUUCAUUUUGCGAAGAAAAGGAUUAAUUUUCUCUCCCCAUCAAAGGUCAAACCUCUCUUUUUCUUCAUCAGAAUUAUGGACGGGAAUCUGGAUUGGAAGUCUUGGCCCUGCAAAAAUUAUUAAGAGACCAGCUUUCCAUCAUCCAUUAUUGUUUGUUUAUAUGAUCGAUGGGGAUGUCAAUCGACAAUGUUCGUGGACUUGUUAUGGCUGUCUCUUCAAGCAUUUUUAUUGGAUCUAGCUUUAUUAUCAAGAAGAAGGGUCUUAAAAAGGCUGGAGCAACUGGAACCCGAGCUGGCCAAGGAGGGCACUCUUAUUUGUAUGAACCUUGGUGGUGGGCAGGGAUGAUAACUAUGAUAGUUGGGGAGAUAGCUAAUUUCGCUGCUUAUGCGUAUGCUCCUGCAGUUCUCGUAACACCAUUGGGAGCUUUAAGUAUUAUUUUCAGUGCAGUGCUAGCCCAUUUCAUCCUGGAGGAGAGAUUACACAUCUUUGGUGUGCUUGGAUGUGCUCUGUGUGUGGUGGGCUCUACGACUAUUGUUUUACAUGCUCCACAGGAAAGAAAUAUUGAAUCUGUCAAAGAAGUAUGGCAGCUUGCAACAGAGCCAGGUUUCCUUGCAUACACUCUACUAAUUUUGAUUCUGGUAGCUGUUCUUAUUUUUCGAUAUGUUCCACGCUACGGCCAAACCCAUUUGAUAGUAUAUGUUGGAAUCUGCUCCCUCAUGGGCUCUCUCACGGUAAUGGGUGUAAAAGCAGUGGGAAUCGCAUUGAAGCUGUCGUUUUCAGGAAUGAAUCAAUUUAAAUACUACGAAACAUGGGUUUUCACAUUUGUUGUGACCUUUUGCUGUCUUCUGCAGGUGAACUACUUGAACAAGGCUCUAGACACCUUUAAUACUGCUGUCAUAUCUCCUGUUUACUAUGUCAUGUUCACAACAUUCACCAUUAUUGCCAGCAUGAUCAUGUUUAAGGAGUGGGAUUCGCAAGCUGCAGCAGAUAUUGCAACAGAGUUAUGUGGGUUUGUGACAAUUCUAGCAGGGACCUUCCUCCUACACAAAACAAAAGAUAUGGGAAAAAGUCCAAGCGUGAGAAGCCCUGUCUUUACCAGCCCUGAUUUAAAUCCAACUCCAGACUCCAAAUAGUUAAAAGCAGAUGUUUUUUUUAGUUUUUUACCCUCAACAAAAACUGCUACGUUUUCCCUACUUCCAAACAGAAAAGGAAGAGAGUUAGGAGACAGGACCUCUCUUUGUUGAGAAAGGAUUGUUAACUGAAGGAAAAGUCAUAUGCAAAUCAUGUGACAUCACUGACAUGGUGGAUGUGAAAGGAUGCUGCUGCUGCAAAACUUCCUCUUCAUUUAUUCUUUUGACAGAAUAUUAAUUACACUGUGAGUAUGAAACAUACAGAUCUUUACUAAGAGUGUUAUUAGGAAAGGAUACAAGAAAUUUGUUCAUGAUCUUCGAUCUUAAUAGUAUCUGUUUUGUGUUUCAUAGUGUGGACUGUUCAAUUUUUAGUAUAUACUUAUGAAACAUAAUCUUCAUGACUCUUA
Molecule: messenger RNA, 1647 nt
Organism: Theobroma cacao (cacao)
Lineage: Eukaryota; Viridiplantae; Streptophyta; Magnoliopsida; Malvales; Malvaceae
Product: magnesium transporter NIPA (DUF803)
Biological process (GO): magnesium ion transport
Cellular component (GO): membrane
Molecular function (GO): magnesium ion transmembrane transporter activity
Source: RefSeq, a predicted model, not a curated record